Chaetomium globosum CBS 148.51 is the source of this 1485-nucleotide messenger RNA. RefSeq lists its product as uncharacterized. Gene Ontology annotation, cellular component: cytosol. The record is from RefSeq and is a predicted model, not a curated record. The transcript is spliced from 3 exons. The coding region runs from base 1 to 1485 and encodes 494 amino acids. Gene Ontology annotation, molecular function: NADP binding; phosphogluconate dehydrogenase (decarboxylating) activity. Gene Ontology annotation, biological process: pentose-phosphate shunt; pentose-phosphate shunt, oxidative branch. NCBI's taxonomy places the organism in Eukaryota, Fungi, Ascomycota, Sordariomycetes, Sordariales, Chaetomiaceae.
AUGUCUGGCGCAGUCCCCGGUGCGCCCGGCAUGAGGCUGAUAAUCGUGCGCAGGGGUCAGAACCUGAUCAUGAACAUGGCCGACCACGGUUACACCGUCUGCGCUUUCAACCGCACCGUGUCCAAGGUCGACGUUUUCCUUGCCAACGAGGCCAAGGGCAAGUCCAUCGUCGGCGCCCACUCUGUGGAGGAGUUCGUUUCCAAGCUGAAGCGGCCCCGUCGUGUCAUGCUCCUUGUCCAGGCCGGCAAGCCCGUCGACGACUGGAUCGAGACCCUCCUGCCCCUCCUUGAGGCUGGCGACAUCAUUAUUGACGGCGGCAACUCCCACUUCCCCGACUCCAACCGGAGGACAAAGUACCUCGCUUCCAAGGGCCUCCGUUUCGUCGGCUCCGGUGUCUCCGGCGGCGAGGAGGGUGCCCGCUACGGCCCCUCUCUGAUGCCCGGUGGUCAUGAGGAUGCCUGGCCUCACAUCAAGGGCAUCUUCCAGAGCAUCGCUGCCAAGAGCGAUGGCGAGGACUGCUGCGACUGGGUGGGUGACGAGGGUGCUGGCCACUACGUCAAGAUGGUGCACAACGGUAUCGAGUACGGUGACAUGCAGCUCAUUUGCGAGGCGUACGACAUCAUGAAGCGUGGCCUCGGCAUGUCCUGCAAGGAGAUCGGCGACGUUUUCGCUAAGUGGAACAAGGGCGUUCUGGAUUCCUUCCUGAUUGAGAUCACCCGGGAUAUCCUGUACUACAACGAUGAAGAUGGCACCCCGCUCGUCGAGAAGAUCCUGGACAAGGCCGGCCAGAAGGGUACCGGCAAGUGGACCGCUGUCAACGCGCUCGACCUGGGCAUGCCCGUCACUCUCAUCGCUGAGGCCGUCCUGGCCCGCUGCCUGUCCGGCAUCAAGGAGGAGCGUGUCAAGGCGUCUGGCAAGCUUGAGUUCGUUGGCCGCGUCAACACCUUCGAGGGCAACAAGGAGCAGUUCCUCGAUGACCUCGAGCAGGCCCUUUAUGCCUCCAAGAUCAUCUCGUACGCCCAGGGCUUCAUGCUCAUGCAGGAGGCCGCCCGCGAGUAUGGCUGGAAGCUCAACAAGCCGUCGAUUGCCCUCAUGUGGCGCGGUGGGUGCAUCAUCCGCUCCGUCUUCUUGCAGGACAUCACUGCGGCGUACCGCAAGAACCCCGACCUCGAGAACCUCCUCUUCGACGACUUCUUCAACAAGGCCAUCCACAAGGCGCAGCCCGGCUGGAGAGACGUUGUUGCCAAAACUGCCCUGCUCGGUAUCCCGUCCCCGGCCUUCUCCACGGCGCUGUCGUGGUUCGAUGGCUACCGUACCAAGGACCUGCCCGCCAACCUGCUGCAGGCGCAGCGUGACUACUUCGGUGCCCACACUUUCCGCAUCAAGCCCGAGGCGGCGAACGCCAAGUACCAGGAGGGCAAGGACAUCCACGUCAACUGGACUGGACGUGGAGGCAACGUCGCGGCGUCGACAUACCAGGCUUAA